ACCUGAAAACACAUCUGACACAUGCCGUCACAGCAGGGCGAUGUCGGGGCAUCCAACCUCAUGAAACCGUGCUGAAUGAGACAUAAGACUGUAGAUACGUUAUUAAAAUGUCGGAAGCGUCACACCGAGCAGAGGAAGCUCCUAACUGGAUCCUCGUGCACCCGGCAUAUCAGCAAAUGAAAAGUCUGGAGGUGGAGGACAGUGCACAGGUACACGCAGCUUUCCUCGUGUACAUGGAUCUUACUGAGGUGCGUCAGUGGAAAGAGGUGUCCUGUGUCAAGAGUCCUGAGCUGCAGGUGGUUCUGCUGGAAGGGAGGGAGAAGGAAGGAGCACCCAUCCAGACGGUUUUUCCACUGCCUACUCACCGACUUCUGAGCCAUCAAAGCAUACGUCACGUGCUGGACAGAGGCUUUCCCAUGCUGCUGUGUGCCGUAGCUUCUGACUCCACUCUGGUGUACCAGAGGAUGACUGAUGGGUUGGUGACACCGGACCCUCCUACUGGCCCUUUCCAGGAUUUGGGUCGCCGGCAGCACCGGAAGAGGCGGAAACAACAAUGAGACGGUUCCAGCUGCAAGGCUCCAGGCUCGGGCCCAGUUCCUCCAUUGGACCCUUUUUAGGUCCAAAGCUUAGAGAAGGAAGUGAUGUCAGAAACUGUGUCACAGACAUCAUAAUCCGGCAGGGAUGAGUUUUUUUGUAGGUGGACCCGGAAGUUAGCAUUGCAAGUGUUCACUCUGCAAAAAAGUGUGUGGGAUUUUUUAUAGCCGAAAAUUAACUCUAUGGCAAACAGAUGGAUAUGAUACCUACAUGUUUGGUUCGUGAGGAUGAUGUCCACAUAUUUAGUAAAUAAGCUAACGUGAGGCUAUAAACAAACAGUAGUGGUCACAUAAAUUCCCUUCUCCGCUAAGCUAAAGGCGGCUUGUGUUUGGUGUGAUGACGUUUAGCAGUCUCUUUUAGCCACUUAAUAGCCACCACCGUUUCUAAGACACUAAGAAAAUUGUCUCAUACCCGCACCACCAUAUAAGCCACACAACAUCUACCAAUAACAAGGUUAACAAUACUUUUUGUUCAAAUUUGUCAAUGUAACGUUAAGCAGCAAAAAACCUGAGCUAACCUUAUGAGUUUGCUAAUGUCAGCUAGCUAUGCUAAUGUCAUCAGCAAACCAAUGUUGAUGUCAGCUGAAAUAUUUUUAAAAAAAAUGUCCUGUUGUGCUAAAGUUAAAUUGAUUUGCAAAUUACAUUAGCCUAGCUAGAACUCUCCUAAGGUUAGCACAAGUUAUUUGUUGCUUUGUGUUGAUCUUUUUUUUUAAGCCAAAGUUGUACAAAAUGUCAAGGUUACCUUUCACACACUGAGUUUCCACCACUGGUACCAAUGCCGAGGUGAGCCUGGAGCUUUACAGGGGGAUGGUAUGAGAAGUACUGGCCAGCUGCAUGGAGAAGACACUUUGGUGUUUUUUACAAAUAAAGAACAGCAGAUUGGGA
Eleginops maclovinus (Patagonian blennie) is the source of this 1478-nucleotide messenger RNA. It is a transcript of the gene tsen15, whose product is annotated as TSEN15 tRNA splicing endonuclease subunit. Gene Ontology annotation, molecular function: nucleic acid binding. NCBI's taxonomy places the organism in Eukaryota, Metazoa, Chordata, Actinopteri, Perciformes, Eleginopidae. Bases 108 to 557 code for a protein of 149 amino acids. The record is from RefSeq and is a predicted model, not a curated record. Gene Ontology annotation, biological process: tRNA splicing, via endonucleolytic cleavage and ligation. The transcript has 4 exons.